AACCAACAAGACUUCAUACGCCACGCUUCCGCCAUUUUGUUGUUGUUUGUUGGAUUUUACUAAGGGAUGGACGCACGUUGAGUGUUUAGUGUCAGUAAUGACCAUUAUUACUAAGUACAUAAUAUAAACUGAACUAAAGGAGGACUAAUGUGUCGUUCAGUAAUGUUUAAAAAAAUACUAAAUUAUGACGCGGGACGCGCGAGGCACGAAUAUUAGCUAACGACUGGAGGCCAUCCCAAUUUAUAUAUCUGAUGUCGCAGUUACAAGAACUGACCUAUCGAAAAAAAAUUGAACAUCUUGACGGACAUGUGACUAGUCAACUAUGAGCUGUUGGAGCAACUAAGCUGGGUCCUUGUGGCGGUUCACUUUGUUCAGAAGUUAAGAUAUUGCCUUCAAAGUGAGGUAAUUGUAUUUUUUUAGUUGCCUCAUGCUACCUCAGCAACUAUCGUCAACGUCUGCUGCCGAUUCUGGAUCAAGAAAUUCUCAAAGCGCUGGUGAGAUGUGCCGUGAAUACAUUAGAGGCAAUUGCACCAAAUAUGGGCAGUGCAAAUAUCGCCAUGAGCUCGAUACAGAUAGAAUGAAAGAGGUCUUACAAUUUUGCCACGACUAUCAAAAUCGAAACGGCUGUACACGUAAAAACUGUAAAUUUCUUCACGCUACCAAAGAAGAGCAAAAUACGUUUCUUGCAACUGGUCAAAUCCCUCGGGUUCUAGCUGAGAAACACGCCGCCUCGGCCGCUGCCGCCUCCAACAUGCAAUCGAAUGCCGCAAAUGCUGAGACGAUUCCACAAAUAGCGAUGUUCAUCAGCGAGUCGUACAUGACGCAACCGCCGCCUGCUCCUUGGCCGCCGCUGCCACCGCCACAAGCGGGGCUGCUGCCGGUGGCGACCGCGCCGCCUCCACCGCCGCCUUCGUCGUCGCCGCCCCGGCACGCAGCGGGCCCCUCUGCUCCACCAGCCCAGCAGCUCCCUCUGCCGUCCACUCCCACGCCAGGCGUUUCGCAACUUCGCCCGGUACCCACACCUUACUCUGCAAUGCCACAGACAUUAUUUUCCGUGACCCAGCCGGCGGUUGUAGUGCCAGAAAAGUUUGACCCAUCUAAGCCACCGCCGCCUCUGCCCUCGCACAUGCAGCCCACCAACAAUGGCCCUUUAAAAAGAAAAGUGGACACGAACGGGAACGCUGCAACAAGCAAGAUUCGGAAACCCGAUGCCCCUGAAGUGUCAGAGCAACACUGCGAAAGCUGUGUCCAGCGAGAAUUAAGAAUUGACGGGUACAAGCAGCAGAUGGAAGCCUUGCACAAUGAAGAAGAAACACAAAUUCUAUUAUAUAAAAAGAAAUUACAGGAGUAUGAAAUUGGGAGAGACAUCUUGAAGAAACUUGUUGGACCCGAACUGUUCGGCGUUUUUGAUAAUCUGAUUGAGGGGGCCCAGGCACCACAGGUGGAUAAUUCAGUGUCUUUUAAUUCGUAUUCACCAACUGUGUCGGAACAGGCUGUCAUAUACAUGUACAAAGUAUUCAACAUGCUGCUCGGCGGUGGUGCCAGAAACAUCAUCGAUCCGGUUCCUUCAACAUCUCAUAUGGAAGAAACGUUGCAGUCCCUGACAAGGCGGCAUAACGUGGGCUACACUAACGCUGGGCCAGACUUAAUAAAAUUCGUCACGGAUACUUUAAGAAACAGUAAUACAGCAGAGAGGUCACCAUCUGUAGAAGAACGCCCAAGCGAACCAGUGAUAAAUCACAGAACAAAUGGCUUUUUAGCUAAUGGGCAAAAACCUCUCACGAGCUCAAGCGAACCUACGAGGUAUGGCGCAACCGCCGGUUACGCCGGGCCGAACGUGCAGGUACCAGACUUCGGCGCCCGGGCGCACCAAGCGAUGCCGAACUACGCCGUGGCUGGCCCUAGCGGGUACGCGGGCGCCCCGCCGUCUGCGCCGCCGCCCGCCGGCUACAUAUACAACCCGACCGUCCCGCCACCAAACCGGCAUUACUACCCUCAGAACUCUGCGGUGUCGGGUACUGGGAGCAUGCCGUACAAUGGCACAGAAAGACCGCCCGGCCCGGGCCCGGCUCAAGCAAUGCAGCCGCCUGCUGCGCCAGGAGCUCUUCGACCGGCGGCAAAUACCCCAAAUUAUAAUUACGUGGCCCAAUAUAAUCAACCGCCUUACUUUCCACCUUACCAAUAGCCUCUCCAGUCCGCAAGCUUUGGUGGAUCAUACGGUGACCAUUAUCGAGAAGGGACUAUUUUAAUCUAGAAGGACACUACGUGUUUUAUACCUAAGUACGUUUUACGAUGCGACUGCCAGUGUGAACUUAGUGGAGUGCAAGUGUGUUUCCCUUGACGAGACUGUACAUAUACCUACUGUUAGAUACUUAUACCUAUUUAGCUUAUAAGCGAACUUUUACUUUAAUUAUCAUAAGUAGUUUAACAUAAGUAUAAAGUGAAUAAUUUUUACAAUAGAUUAUAAUGUUGUUGUUAUUAAAUAUCUACAAUAUUAUAAAAUUAAUGCUGGAAUCAUAUGUGACUUUAUUUAA
Molecule: messenger RNA, 2534 nt
Organism: Leguminivora glycinivorella
Lineage: Eukaryota; Metazoa; Arthropoda; Insecta; Lepidoptera; Tortricidae
Product: atrophin-1-like
Molecular function (GO): metal ion binding
Source: RefSeq, a predicted model, not a curated record